Habropoda laboriosa is the source of this 3200-nucleotide messenger RNA. RefSeq names its product N-alpha-acetyltransferase 15, NatA auxiliary subunit (gene Naa15-16). The coding region runs from base 175 to 2739 and encodes 854 amino acids. NCBI's taxonomy places the organism in Eukaryota, Metazoa, Arthropoda, Insecta, Hymenoptera, Apidae. Gene Ontology annotation, cellular component: NatA complex; cytoplasm. Gene Ontology annotation, molecular function: protein binding; protein-N-terminal amino-acid acetyltransferase activity. Gene Ontology annotation, biological process: N-terminal peptidyl-methionine acetylation. The record is from RefSeq and is a predicted model, not a curated record. The transcript has 11 exons.
CAUAAUAUAUAUUAAAGUUGCGGUACCGUGGAUGUAGAACUUCCGGCGGAACAGCAUUGUCGCAGAUGAUCACGUGAUCGAAGAUCGACUUCUUCGUUUGUGGCCACGAGGUUUUGUGGUGAAAAUUAAGUUUACCGGGUGGAAAAGGCCCCAUAUUUUUGUAUUUAUACAAAAAUGUCCUCCAGCAAUCCCUUGCCACCCAAAGAAAAUGCCUUGUUUAAACGAAUUCUGAGGUGUUACGAACACAAACAGUAUAAAAAUGGGAUAAAGUUUGCAAAGCAAAUUUUAUCAAACCCUAAAUUUAGUGAACAUGGAGAGACCUUGGCAAUGAAAGGUCUCACUCUGAACUGCUUAGGUCGCAAGGAAGAAGCAUACGAUCAUGUCCGGAGAGGUCUUAGGAAUGAUCUGCAGUCUCAUGUUUGUUGGCACGUUUAUGGACUUCUACAACGCUCGGAUAAGAAAUACGAUGAAGCCAUUAAGUGUUAUAGGAAUGCCCUUAAACGGGACAACGAUAACAUACAAAUUCUUAGGGACUUAUCGUUGCUUCAAAUUCAAAUGAGGGAUCUGGAGGGUUAUAAGGAUACAAGAUAUCACUUAUUUAUGUUACGUCCUACACAACGUGCAUCAUGGAUUGGCUUUGCUAUCUCAUAUCAUUUAUUAAAGGACUAUGAAAUGGCACUUAAAAUUUUAGACACUUUUCGAAAUUCCCCAAUGAUUUGUUAUGAUUAUGAACAUAGUGAGUUAUUGUUAUACCAAAACAUGGUUAUCCAGGAAUCAGGGGAAUGUGAGCAAGCAUUGAAACAUCUUGACAAAUAUAGUGAACAAAUUUGUGAUAAAGUUACUGUAAAAGAAACAUAUGGUAAAUUAAGAUUACAAUUAAAACAAUACGAAGAAGCAGUACAGGUUUACAAAGAACUUAUAAAUAUAAACCCUGAAAACACAACUUAUUACGCUAGGCUAGCAGAGGCUGAAAGACAUUCUGAUCCCGAAGAAACAUUAGCUAUGCUCCAAGAUUACGAACUGCUGUUUCCUCGAGCGCUAGCGCCGCGUCGUUUACAAUUAAAUUACGCUUCAGGGGACGAAUUUAAAUCAUUAGUCGAUCGGUACUUACGAAGAGGUCUUCAUAAAGGUGUACCGCCUCUGUUCGUAAAUCUUCGUUCUCUAUAUAUUAAUCAACCGAAGGUUGACACUAUACAGUCUUUAGUUUUGGAAUACAAGGAAGCAUUAAAAGCUCAUGAGCAUUUUAGUGAUCAAGAAAAAGAUAAUCCGCGAGAGCCAGCUUCGGCAUUGUUAUGGACUUAUUAUUAUUUAGCACAACAUUACGACCAUCUUGGACUUACAGAAAAAGCACUGAAUGAAAUUGAUGCUGCCAUAGAACAUACUCCUACACUUAUAGAACUUUUUGUUACCAAAGGACGCAUUUAUAAGCAUGCUGGUAAUGUUCAAGAGGCUUAUAAAUGGUUAGACGAAGCACAAGGAUUAGAUACUGCAGAUCGAUAUAUUAACUCCAAAUGUGCCAAGUACAUGUUGCGCGCAAAUCUCAUCAAAGAGGCGGAAGAAACGUGCGGCAAAUUCACUAGGGAAGGUGUAUUAGCUAUGGAGAAUCUAAACGAAAUGCAGUGCAUGUGGAUUCAGACAGAAGCGGCAAACGCUUACAAACGCCUUGGAAAGUACGGGGAAGCGUUAAAGAAAUGCCACGAGGUCGACAGGCACUUUUCUGAAAUCAUAGAAGAUCAAUUCGACUUUCAUACCUACUGUAUGAGAAAGAUGACCUUGCGGUCUUACGUGGGUCUUCUAAGGUUAGAAGAUGUGCUUCGAGCUCACCCAUUUUAUUUUAAAGCAGCGAAAUGUGCAGUGGAGGUUUAUUUACGACUGCACGAUAAACCAUUACCCGAUCCAACACAGGCGCAAGAAAUCGACACCGAGAACCUGGCGCCAUCGGAGCUGAAGAAGUUGAGAAACAAACAGAGGAAGCAACGCAGAAAGGCUGAAUUAGAACGACAACAAGCUGCCCAAGCACAGGAGAAGAGGGAACAGCACAAUAAGUCGCGGCAACAAACCGAUCCAGAUUUAGAGCAGCCGACGUUAGACGAACUUAUACCGGAGAAAUUGGAGAGGGUCGAGGACCCGCUAGAGCAGGCAAUCAAAUUUUUACAACCGUUGCAAGAACUAGCGUCGAACAGAAUAGAGACGCAUCUGAUGGCAUUUGAAAUCUACAUUCGUAAAGGUCGUACGUUACUGAUGUUAAAGUCGAUAAAACGUGCACACGAUCUAGACCCGAACAAUCCUGACCUGCACAUGUGUCUAGUACGCUUCAUGUUGCACACCAGCCGUUCACCUCUGGAGGGACCCGUGGGCGAAGUAGUGAAACUGCAAACGGUGGGCAUCUACUCGGCACCAACGGCCACCCAGUUGAACGCGGAAUUCCUGAAGAAGAAUCGAAACUCACUGCCUCAUCAGCUUCAGGGUGCAAAGAUGCUUCACGUCCUUGACCCGUCCGCUCAAUCGAAAGCUCUCUCUCUGAUCACUAGCAUCGAUGAUCUCGAAGGUGUAACACUGCAAAAUUGUACAAGGGUGUUGGAAUCGUUGCGUAACGGUGACUUUGGCCAUUGCGACACAACAAUCACCGAAUACAUGGCGAAAUGCCAUAAACGCUUCCCAUACGCGACUGCUUUUCGACCGCCAGAAUCAAGCACCGACCGCAAGCAUCAAGAGAAAGAGAAUUCCAUCAAGAACUGAUCCAGGCACGCGCUGUCCAGCGUCACUGAAUUACUACGUGGACGACGAGGGGGCAAUGGAGGAGGUGAAGAAGGAGAAGGAAGAGGAAAAGGUGGUGGAGGAGGAACUGUGUGUUGAGCUCUGCGUUAAGGAAAAGGGAAAAAAUAUAAUAAUAAAUGAAAACUAACGUCGAAUGCAAAACGAAUGAACGCGAACGAUAACGAUGAACAUAUAUAGUGAAAGAAGUAAGCGAAAUUGGCGGAUUUAAGAUUGAUAAUUAUUAAACAUGUAUUAUACACGAACUGUUCCUGGAAGGGGUUUCAUGUAGUGUGUACAGUGCUGGGACAGUGCUGGAUAAACAAUCUUUAAUAAUAAAUUAUAACAUUAACCGGGCGCGAGAUUUAACGCCCACCGACGUGGUCCCGAAUUUUAGGUGAACGAAGAAAAGGAUGGCUUUAGCUAAAUAUUAAUUAACAAUUGGA